AUGCUAUCCUUCAACUUCUUCUGUCAUGCGCUUCCAGUAAUCAGCAUCAUUGGACCAUUUGUGAAUGCUGGCUUCCUUCCUCAAGGUAACAUCAAUCGACUAUUUUUCGUGACUGAAUCCAGCACCUCAAGCAAGACGACUUCCACCAAGUCCUUCCAUUCUUCUGUCAUCAACCAACCGGCGGUGGUGGUCAGAAGCUUUCCAUUAAGUCAGGACGGGGUCAAUUGCCAGUAUCAAGCUUUGCCACAAGGGCACCAGGGUAUCCAAUCUAAUUCUUACGCCGCUGGUUCCGCUCCCUCGUCUCGGAUGGUGGCUAACUUGACUCCACAUAACUGUCAUGUGCGAUGCACACCUCUAAGACACGACUGUCAAAAGAUCAUCAACACGAUGAGAAAUAUGAAGCAACGUCAAAUUACCAUUGAGCCCCGAAAUUGGCUCUAUGUCUCAUACAGACAAUGUGCAGUUGUGUUCGAAAAUCCGGGCGCUCAGAACGUGGCAGUUGUGUACCAAUGGAACCGGUUGGCCGACCAAGCAGAACGACUCCAAUCUCAAUGCGCUGGAGGCUCAUCAACCUCCACCCCGGGAUACGGAUCGGGAUCUAAAAGUACCGGAACUUGUUUCUUCUCAUCCUGCGACCUCAAUGAUUCCACCCAUCCCUUUAACGCUGCCCGAAAAACAAUCGCAAAUGCCAAGACUUCAAAGGUGGAGAAUAGCGGACUAAUCAAAAAUUUCUGUCGGAUUCUUGUCUGGAAACAAUAA
Messenger RNA from Puccinia graminis f. sp. tritici CRL 75-36-700-3, 759 nucleotides. RefSeq lists its product as uncharacterized. The record is from RefSeq and is a predicted model, not a curated record. The transcript is spliced from 9 exons. NCBI's taxonomy places the organism in Eukaryota, Fungi, Basidiomycota, Pucciniomycetes, Pucciniales, Pucciniaceae. Bases 1 to 759 code for a protein of 252 amino acids.